GCGUCCCUCCUUACCGAUUCAUAUCUCUCCUCUUCUGAAGUUCACCUCGCCAUGUCUGCCUUGCCAAUGUCGUCCCUGCGGCGGGCACUCGCUCAAGCGGCGCCUCGUGCCUCCUUACGCCUCAACACCCCUCCUUGCCGUAUGGUUCUGCCCGCCUCUCGAGUGCAGGUUCGAGGUCUGCGCUCCCUCUCCGAGCUGGACGCCCCGAUCCAAUCACAAAAGCAAGCAACGGCCGCGGCAAGGAAGGAGGCAGAGCAAACUGAAGGAGACUCUGCCUCGAGCAGCUCUACCCACGCAUCCUCUACUCGGCCGCCGGCUGCCUCGGCUUCUACCACGACGACUGCCGCUCUGUAUGGCAAGGAGGCCGUCCCCGCUUCCUCAAGCAGCAGUGGCGGCAAGAAGUCGACCAAGCCUGCGCGCCAGUCCCUGAUCAUCACUCUCUCCUGCCCUGACUCUCAGGGCAUCGUGCACCUCGUCACCGGCUGGCUCGCCUCGCGGUCGUACGAUAUCCGUGAUUCGGCACAGUAUGGUGACCCGCAGACGAAUACCUUCUUCAUGCGGGUGCACGCCUUGGGCCCCGAGGGCAGGGAGGUGGAUGUAGCCGGAUUGAGAGAGGAGUUCGGGAGAGAUGUGGCGGGGAGGAUGGGAGGGGAGAGGAUGAAGUGGGAGAUGGAGGAGGAGGACAAGAAGGUCAAGGUCAUGCUAAUGGUCAGCAAGAUUGGACACUGCAUUCACGACCUCCUCUACCGGCACUCAGUCGGUGUCCUGCCCAUCGACAUCCCCUGCAUCGUCUCCAACCACCCCACCUUUGCCUCUCUAGCCGCUCAGCACAAUAUUCCCUUCCACCACCUCCCCAUCGACGCUUCUCACACAAAAGAGUGGCAAGAAGAGCAGAUCCUACAACUUAUUUCUCAGCACGAGAUUGAUCUGGUGGUGCUCGCGAGAUACAUGCAGAUCCUCUCGCCCAAGCUGUGCGAAGUCAUGUCCUCGCGCAUUAUCAACAUCCACCACUCUUUCCUCCCCUCCUUCAAAGGAGCAAAGCCCUACCACCAAGCUCACUCGCGCGGAGUCAAGCUCAUCGGAGCUACUGCCCAUCUGGUCACCAGUGCGCUAGACGAAGGACCGAUCAUUGAGCAGGAUGUGGAACGGGUAGACCAUUCGAGCACUCCGGAGGAAUUGGUGAGAAAGGGAGCAGAGAUUGAACAGAGGGUACUGGCUAGGGCGGUGAGGUGGAAGGCAGAAAGGAGGAUCCUGGAGAAUGGCGCAAAGACGGUGGUCUUCGGCUCGUGAGAGAUGGAUGGCAAUGCCAAGGGAUGUCACGGUAGAUCGACCCGGGGUAUCUUAAUUGCAUAUACGGAAAUCACAGCGGCCCGUCUCUCGUGAUGUGAGCUCACUUGCACUUCAAGCUCAAGAUGACGUACCCCUUCCUCUCUUCUGCCUUUGUGCCUAUCUCAUCCUCC
Molecule: messenger RNA, 1460 nt
Organism: Microstroma glucosiphilum
Lineage: Eukaryota; Fungi; Basidiomycota; Exobasidiomycetes; Microstromatales; Microstromataceae
Product: Formyltetrahydrofolate deformylase
Exons: 2
Coding region: 52-1290 (412 amino acids)
Biological process (GO): 'de novo' IMP biosynthetic process
Molecular function (GO): formyltetrahydrofolate deformylase activity
Source: RefSeq, a predicted model, not a curated record